AUGCCAACGCAGGCGACCUCCUCUCCCACCAACCCCAAACCUGUUCCUGUCCUGGGCGGAGGGGCUGCUGACAGCCUGGACCACAUCAAUAUCACCUCGAAGGAGAAGCAGUUGGUGAAGAAGCUGUUGAGUCGCUACAUCGACCAGGGCAAGGAGGGUCGGCCCGUCGUCAACACCUCCGACAGCAUCACCGUCAACUUCGGCGUGACGCUUAUCCAGAUACUCGACGUCGACGAGAAGAACCAGAUCCUCAAAAUGAACAUCUGGUAUCAGUACCAAUGGCGUGACAUGUUACUCACGUGGAAUGAAGCCGACUAUGACAACAUUUCUGACAUCCGGGUUCCUGCCGAGAAGAUCUGGUUGCCUGACAUACUGCUGUAUAAUUUUGCCGAUGACCGUCUCCGCGAACAGCGUGACGCCCUCGUGGUGGUGUACUCCAACGGACAGCUGCUGUGGAUGCCCCAGGCCAUCCUCCGGAGCUCCUGCUCCUUCGACACGCUCUACUUCCCGUUCGAUGAGCAGACGUGCUCGCUCAAGUUCGGCUCCUGGUCGUACAACGGCUUCAAGCUGGAUAUCCACUUCCUCCCCGACGAGAACGCCAUGAACUUGAAUGAGUACAUCCAGAGCAACGAGUGGGACAUCGUCGAGAAUGUUGGCGUGCGCAACGUCAAGCGCUACACGUGCUGCCCCGAGCCCUACCCCGACAUCACGUUCAAGCUGAGAAUCAAGAGGAAGGUGGCCUUCUACACGUUCAUCCUGAUCAUGCCCUGCGCCUUGCUGUCUCUGCUGACCCUGGUCAUCUUCUGGGUGCCCCCAGAGUCGCCGGCUAAGCUGAUUUUAGGUAUGAACAUAUUCUUGGCCUUCUUUGUGCUGUUGCUGUUGUUGGCAGAGUCCACUCCUAAAGCCGCAGCGUCCAUUCCGCUGAUUGGUGCUUACUUCUGUCUGAACAUGGUCAUGAUAACGAUGUCCACGGUGCUGUCGUGCAUGGUAGCCAACAUGUUCUUCCGUGGGGUCAUGAUCAACAGGGCGCCCAAGUGGAUCAGGACGUUUAUUAUAGACGGUGCGGCGAGGGUUCUGUGCAUCCGAUCCAAGAUCGUCGAGCCGGAAUACACCCCUCCCACACCCAAAAAGACUUGGAGCACCGGACGUGUGAUCGGCGAGACAAAGGGACAAUACCCGUACACUGACAUCCGGUUUGCGCAGGUCAGACUGUUGGACAAUGGAACAGACGCCAAGUGCGGAAACCCGGAAUUCGCGGAGCCUGGCAGCCAGUCGCAGCAGAUCACCGAAGAAUUCAACUCGCAGUAUAGGAACGGCAUAGGCGGAUCCGGACAGCUCUUGGAAGAGGUCCGGGCGAUCCGCGACAUGCUAGAAAAAGUCAGGGAGAAGAAAGCGAAGGUGGAAGAGAAAGAAAAAUACGUGCGGGAGUGGCGAAUAAUCGCGUGCGUCACCGACAGACUUAUCUUUAUAUUUUACCUGCUGGUCAACGUUGUGGGACUUGCUGUUAUCUUCCUAGGGGACCUCGGUCCCAUGGACAGCUCAGACGAUCCCAAACAGCCAUCUUGAGCAACAGUUAUAGUCUUGUGUUAAAUGAAUUUUUUUAACAACAAUCUGAUGUUUUUUUGUGUGUUUUUUUUAACUUUAUGUGAAAAGUAUCGCUGACAAAUAUAUAGCCAUAGAUAAUUGCAAAUUGAAGGUGUGCAUUAGGUUCAUUUAUAGAUUUAAAUAUUAUUCAGUAAGUGUAGCGAGAGUGAGAGUCACCAAAAGCAUGUUUAGGAGGAUAAGCGCUCGCAGACGCUCGCUAGAUUGGUUUUUGCGUUAAAUGAAUGUGAUAAACUAGAACGGGACACAAUACGUUGGAAGCCAGUGAAAUUGUUCGCGAGUACUUGCCUUCCUAAACACGUCACACAUAUGUUUUCAACGGGACACAGUGCCAUAUCUGUGGUGGUAGAAGUAUCUGGCGACAGUUUUUUUUUUAUAUUAGAUGUUCAUAAACGCAUUCUUGUGCAUCACCUGAUAGACGCUGCCGACAGGACGGAGGUGGGGAUGGGUGGAUAAUGGUACUAAGUGUUAACGUCCAUACAGCUACCAACAAAACAGUAUCUCUGCACAAGACAGUUAAAGGGACGUUUUGAUCAAGUUUUUACUGUUACCAUGAAUUACUGUCGUCUGCUUUGUCUAUAGGUGGAAUUCGACUCCCCAGGACGAAACACCACCAAGACUGGUUCAGCAUAAUCUAUCAACUAUAGUCACAAAGUGUACAUAAGAAAUUUCCAUUCGACUUAAACAUGUUCCCUCUAGCUCUUCAUGCAUUCUGUGAGA
Molecule: messenger RNA, 2322 nt
Organism: Gigantopelta aegis
Lineage: Eukaryota; Metazoa; Mollusca; Gastropoda; Neomphalida; Peltospiridae
Product: neuronal acetylcholine receptor subunit alpha-2-like
Exons: 7
Coding region: 1-1566 (521 amino acids)
Biological process (GO): chemical synaptic transmission; nervous system process; regulation of membrane potential
Cellular component (GO): neuron projection; postsynaptic membrane; synapse
Molecular function (GO): transmembrane signaling receptor activity; acetylcholine-gated monoatomic cation-selective channel activity
Source: RefSeq, a predicted model, not a curated record